CUAACGGCAACGUCUUUUUUUUCAAAUUUCACUCCCCAAAACCCUCCUCUUCUUCCAUAUUCAUCUCUCUUCCCUUCAAUUUCCCUCACCAAAUCGCCGACCACAAAUUUCACUUCUAUUUUAGGGCUUUUUCAAGAAUGGAACUUCCUCAGGAAUCUGAUGAAUUUGUCAAACAUUCCAUCGAUAACUUGUUAGGGCUUCCUGUACCAGAGGAUUCCCUUCAAUUAAAGAUUCGAUCACUUGAAUCAUCAAGUCAUAUUCUUCGGAAUCAGUACUUAUCCGUUCUUUCCAAAUUGAAGCAGAAAGAACAAGCUGUUGAACUCGCUAGGGCAGAGGCGUGUUUGAAUGCGCAAGCAAUGAAGAAAUUUGUGGAAGAAAAUACUAAAUUGGCGGCGGAAUGUGAGAAUUUGUUGAGUGAACGUUCGAAAUUGGAGAAAGAAUGUUCGCUGUAUGAUCGGGAUCGGGAUGCUUUAAUGGACUUUGGAAAUGAAGCGGAUGCAAGAGCCAAAGAGGCUGAGACUAAAGUUUGUAAGUUGGUUGAGGAGUUGAAGGAACGUACUGCUGAAGUUCAGUACUAUAAGCAUCAAAUUGAAAUGCUUUCGGAUGGAUCAUCGGCGCAUGACACAAUAAAAGAGCAAAAGUUGGUAAGCACACUAGUUGCAAGUUUAGUGAACAAUAAUGAAGUGUCAAAGACGGCUUCAGCUUAUCUACAAGAUAACAGUGAGAACGAAGCUUGUAGUGAGUUGCUUAAAAUGUUGAAUAGUUUGAGACCAGAAACCCAAAAUAUUAUCUCCUUGGCAAAUCAUGUGCGGACACUACAAAAGGACAAGGAACAUCUAAUAAUGAAUUUACACCGAGCUGAAGAAGAGGUUACAGUGCUAGCUAAAGCAAACAAUAUAUUGGAAGCAGAGAACAAGAGGUUGCUAAGGCUGAGUAAUCCAGAAACGAAACAUGAUGGUAGCUCUAGAACAAAGAAGUAUAAACGAACCAGCCCUGUGGUGAGUAGUCCACCAGUUCAACAGAGGAUAUUUUGUAGUGAAGCCGUUAGCCUUCCGUGUCUAUCUAUCUCUCCCCUCGAAGAGAAAUGACUCCAUAUCCAUUAAGCGAGAAACAUCUAUAGCAGCAACAGCAACAGCAACAAAUGCGACAACAUUGUAGAUUGUGACUUAUCGUAGUGACUUGAAAGUGUGCAUUCAUAGAUCCAUGAGGCCACCACAGGAUCGUUGUAUUUCCUAAUUGAAUUGUUUGAAAGUUUAUAUACAUGUUGGUAGAACUUGUUAGUAAUCAGAGAAAGCUGCUUUUCUUUAUGUCGAUUCGUGUGAUGUAUGUUUCCUGUUAUGGAAAGUCGUUGAACAAAUACUUUUAUUUUAUAGGAGAUGCAAUGCAGGCGUAGGAACUAAGUGAUGGCUACAUUUUCUUGUUUUGUACCUGUAUAUCUCACUGAUCAAUUUCUUUGAAGAGAAGGGGGAAAGGGCAAGCAAUGUUCACCCCAAUUACAUAUUUAACUUUGUUUUGAAUAAUUUUAUUUUCUUCUAUUAAGAUGAACUACAUUGGGGUACGUCAUCAACGUCAUCAGGGCAUUUGCUUAUUGGUAAUAAUUUUUUUUAUGGCGAUAAGAAUGAAUUGAGUUAAAGUUUAUAAAAGUUAUCGUCCUCAUGGUAAAUGAGUUCUCAUUGUCAAAUAUGUAAUUUUGUUAUAAUUUUAUAUACUGUAUCAUAUUAUUAUAUCUCAUAAAUUCCGCUUGGUGAAAUU
This is a messenger RNA of Amaranthus tricolor (Joseph's coat), 1752 nucleotides long. RefSeq lists its product as uncharacterized. The coding region runs from base 138 to 1088 and encodes 316 amino acids. Lineage: Eukaryota; Viridiplantae; Streptophyta; Magnoliopsida; Caryophyllales; Amaranthaceae. The record is from RefSeq and is a predicted model, not a curated record. The transcript is spliced from 5 exons.